UGUUAGGUUAGCUGUUGUUGUUCCAUGCAAUUCAAUCGAAUUCAACCAAUGAAGUCCACAAGUGCGCCUUUUGUAUCCAACGGAUUCAGUUUAGCUUCAGCUCUCCGAUUGAUGUUGUUUAUUCUUAUUCGUCGUCCGUCGUUCCGUUGUAUCGUCCGCUGCCGAGUGCUGCCACCGCUGCCGUCUUAGUUCAGUUGCGUUUCAUCGUAUAAUCUUGCGUCGUAUUGUUCGUCGUUUCUGUUUUUCGUCUCCUGUGAAAUUAAUAAAUUUUCAGUGAAUAGAAAAAUAAUAAAAUUAUAAAAUUUAACUCACCGAAUAAUAAAUAAUUUAUUUUAAAACAACAUAUUGCAAGGAUUCAUCAAAACACCACCGUCAUACAUCGCAUCCUUUAAUCUCUUUUGCUCUCGUACGAGUCCUGUCGGUAUACAUCGGUUGUGAAUUUUGUUUGUUGUGUUGCGUUGUUUUUGAGAUACGCGCCCGCGCAUUAUAGUUUCUUGAUUGUGUACAGUGAGUGAAUUUAAUUGACAUUGUCAAAUAUAAAAAAAGAAAACUACGUAUAUCCUGUUCGAGCACAGAAUCCUUGUUGUCAUAGCAACUUCUCUAACUAUAGUCCUUCUUGGUCUUCUUUGUGUGUCUUGUAUAAAGCAGGACAAACAUCAAAUUGAAGCAGCAGAUAACUACUAACUUAACCACCAAAAAAAAGAACUAAGGAAUUCUUCAACUUUUAAAAACAAAAAUCUUUCUGAUCGUCACAAAGAAGUUUCAGAAUGAAUCUGAUUGCAGCUGUUAGCAUUCUACUGGUGACCAUUCUGACGUUCCAGACGACAGUGAUAAAUGGGGCCAAAAGCUUAGCCGAGCACAAACAACACUCGUCAUCGUCCAAAGAACACUUGGCAUUAGAAUCAGGACUGGGGUCUGUUGGCGACAGCCUCGUUCGCCGAGGCCGUGGAGCCAAAUCCUCCAGUCAGGGAUCUGAGGCCGGUGGUGGUGGCUCUGGAGGUGGUGGGGUUGUAUCUUCCUGUCGCUAUUCAAAAAGUGCUUGGACAGAGUGUGAUGCCAAAACCAAUUCAAGAUCAAGGACGUUUACAUUGAAGAAAGGUGAAUCAAGUUGCCAACAAACAAGGACUAUCGAAAAGAAAUGCAAAAAAGCUUGCCGUUAUGAAAAAGGUGCCUGGACUGAAUGCACUUCCGGCCAAAUGACACGACAAGACAAACUUAAAACUACCAGCGAUUCAACCUGUGAGCCAGUUCGUUCCAUCAACAAGAAAUGCAAUCCCGGCGGUGGUGGUGGUAAGCCCAAGGAUAAAGGCAACAAAGAACGUAAAAACAAGGACAAAAAUUCCCGCAAGGCAGCAGCUGCUUAAAUAAAUUAAAUCCUGAAAACCAGAAUCUUCUAGAAUUAUUCUCUUAAAACAAAGAAUUAAUUCAUGAAAUCUUUAUAAUAUAGUUUUAGCCUAAGAAUAUAUAUUAUUAUAAUUAUAACAAAAAAAGUAAAAUUAUUCUUCUAUAUUAUAAUAAUGAAAUUUUUUGAAAUUAUACAAAUUACAUACACAUUAUUAAAUAAACUUAACUAUUUUUUAAAAAACCCAGUAUACUGUCUUCAUGUUUUAUGAAAAUUAAAAUUAUUAAUUAAAUAAUUAUACAAAAAAUUAAGAAGAAAAAAAAAUAUUAUGUUCUCAUUGUGUGUAAUUGUAAGUUGAAAUAUCAUUUAUAUAAAGAAAUAAAAUAAUUAUUUGUAUAUUGUCACAAAGCAGAAAAUAAAAAUUAUUAUAACAUCGACUGUAAUUCAACGAAAAUGAUUUAUAAAAACAUACAAACAUACAUAUACUUAUAUAAUAUUUGAAAACAUGUCCACUAAUAAUACAACUAUCAUUCAGAAAAAAGAAAACUUAGAUCAGUAAUUAUAUCUGAUUCUUAAAUAAAAUUAUUCAAUAAAUUUUCAAAA
Molecule: messenger RNA, 1945 nt
Organism: Eupeodes corollae
Lineage: Eukaryota; Metazoa; Arthropoda; Insecta; Diptera; Syrphidae
Exons: 7
Coding region: 768-1364 (198 amino acids)
Biological process (GO): mesoderm morphogenesis
Cellular component (GO): extracellular region
Molecular function (GO): heparin binding; growth factor activity
Source: RefSeq, a predicted model, not a curated record